This is a messenger RNA of Penicillium oxalicum, 1446 nucleotides long. Its product is annotated as ferritin-like domain-containing protein. The coding region runs from base 1 to 1446 and encodes 481 amino acids. The transcript has 2 exons. The record is from RefSeq and is a predicted model, not a curated record. Lineage: Eukaryota; Fungi; Ascomycota; Eurotiomycetes; Eurotiales; Aspergillaceae.
AUGAAGUGGAACGCCUUUCCGCUUGCCGGCGCCGUGGGCUUCGCGCCCCUCGUGGCUGCUGGUCCCGCUGGCCCCCACGGGGUUGUAAUUGCACGCCAACAGUCCGGCUCACAAACCGGCAUGUCGGGCAUGACGGCUUCCAUGUCCGCCCCUCCUACUCGGAGCCACCCAUCUUCUGUGGCACACACUCCCUUCAGCGGCACGCCCUACACCACCGGUGCAGUCACUGCGUCCUCUGUCGGGACCGGCAUUCCUAAGGGCAGUAUCUUGCCCGGUGCGACUACGUAUCCCAGUAAUGGCCAGUUGAACAACCCCGAGCCUGCUCCGUAUGUGCCCGCUGGAGGCCUUGGUACCAACGGGAGCAUUCCCGUGUACAAUGCGAAGAGCGACUUUGACUUUGAAUCCUUGGCCCUCGCGCUUUACCAGGAAUGGAUCGAGCUUGAUCUGUUCCAGGACGGUCUGAGACGCUUCUCCGACGAGGACUUCCGGGCUGCGGGAUUGAGCCAGGCAGACCGCGACCUCAUCGCCUUUAUGGCCGAGCAGGAAGUUGGUCACGCAACCUUGAUCAGCAACAUCCUCGGUGAUCGAGCACCCCAGCAGUGCUCCUACAACUAUCCGUACACCAAUGUGGCCGAGUACCUCGACUUCUGCCAGAAGCUGACUCGCUUCGGCGAGUCUGGUGUCUACGGAUUCCUCGCUCAUUUGGACUCCCGUGAGGCCGCCAACCUGCUGACCCUCUCUAUUACCACCGAGGCUCGCCAGCAAAUGAUCUUCCGUCAGUUCCAGGGUCUCUUCCCCAUGCCGGUCUGGUUCGAAGUUGGCAUUCCCCAGUCCUGGGCCUGGACUCUGCUGGCUCCGUACAUCUCCUCCUGCCCGGACAACCAAACCCGCCUGGCAUGGCAGAACUUCCCCGGGCUGCAGGUCCUCAAUCAGCCCAGCAUUGCCACUGCAGGCAACGCUACCGCCCCGAUGAACAACACCCUUGGCCCUGCCGCCAACGUUGUCCGCGGCAACAGCACUGGGAACCAGCCCAUCACCAGUGACAACGGUGGAAGUGGUGCCCUGGUCACCCACGACACCGGUGCUCUCUCCUACCCCGGCCGCAAGGUCUACCUGGAGUGGCAGCAGCCCGGCCAGCAAGUUGGCCCCAACAACAGCUACGUGACCAACACUACCGCUGGAGCGGGCAAAUACGUCGCCUGGGUCUCGCAGCUCAAUGUCACUUACUCUCCCUUGACCGUCACCUAUAGCAACCCUGGCAAUGGCACAGUCGGGGGCCGUGGAUACACCGUUCAGCCCGAUCUGGAGACCUUCCAGGGCGACCCCGCCAUCAACGGCACCAUCUUCAUUGCCAUCACCGAUGCCGACAUGUACCUGUCACCAUUCAACUUGAGCCUGAUCAACCCGCAUGUUGUUGCCGGUCCUGCCAUCUACCAGGCUGGCUAA